AUGAAUAAUUUACCAUCUGCGACAGACAAUGAGAAACAAUAUAAUACCCGAGGGCCAGUUGUUAAUGACUCUCUUACGAAAUACAGAAAUCCCAAUAAACCAGCCGUCCAAGACUCCCUGACCUCAUUCGACCAUCUCCUGAAAGAAAAGGCCGCCUUAAACGCCAACAUGCAUCGUCAUAAGAGGAAUCAAAUGCAAAAUUCUCCAACUAACACAACGCAUUUCUCGAAACCUAAUUACCGGCGCAAUCAGGCCGCCUUAAACGCCAACAUGGAUCGUCAUAAGAGGAAUCCAAUGCAUAAUUCCUCAACUAACAGAACGCAUUUUUCGAAACCUAAUUACCGGCGCAAUCAGUUUUCCGAGCCUAAACAUCAAUAUCGUCAAGCAAAUUUUCCCUCGAAGAUUUUUCGAAGCGGUCGCUAUCGAAGGUUUCCGAAACCAAGAACAACAGCAGACAAUACAGAUACAAGAGCAAGUCAAAUCAACCCGGCAUACAAAGUGAAUCCUUUCCAAUCAAAGUCAGAGUUACAGCUUGGAGAAACGGAGUCCUGGGAAGCUUACCUACAGCUGGUCAAUCGCACCUUGGACCAGUUUGGAACCUUC
Paramuricea clavata is the source of this 603-nucleotide messenger RNA. NCBI's taxonomy places the organism in Eukaryota, Metazoa, Cnidaria, Anthozoa, Malacalcyonacea, Plexauridae. The record is from the annotation of a GenBank genome assembly.